AUGAAACCUACGUCGAGUCUAAGUUUAAAACCCUGGUCUAAUAUUCACCCUCCACUACCCCGUACCCCUCGACAAUCGCAGCAACUCCUCAAAGCCCUUACGUCUUCCUUCCGUCGUCAACUCGAUCGGGAAUACCCCCCAAGGGUCCCCUCAGACCGAGAGGACUCUGGGGAUCGUAUCCCGGAGAAUCCAAACUCGUCUGUACAUGCAACCGAUCGACAUCUCCGAGCUAUCUUGGACAAUCCGCUGUUUCGGAUAGUACCCUCGAAAUCUGCUGCUGAUCGCAAUGGUGGAAUGGCAAGCAGACAACAGCAGAGACUCGCAAAAGAACCAAUGGUUGUGUUUGAUGAAUUGGUUGCCUCAGGUUCGGUAACGCUGCCGACUCUACGCGACUGUUUGAAAUCUCAGAUGCUACUGGCAAGCCGCUAUACCGGAAGUGGCUUUGUAAAGGCCAUGAAAGACUCGAGAGCUGGAUCGAAGGUUGUCAGUUGGUGGCUUGCCUCCGACACACCGGCAAGGAAGAUGCUGUUUAAAUCCCGAGCAGCAACCACUACUUUGGUAAAGUUUUUAGUUGCGGAAGGAUCUCAAGGAGUGGUUUUGACUUGGCUCAGGAUGCUAGCGGAUCAUGACAUUGGAGGCCAGAGCGGCAAACUGCCAGAGAAUAUUGCGCAACAGGUGUUUCGCUAUCUUCUAGUUGAUUUAAUAGCCGCCGAAACCCAAUACGGUCAAGGGUUGAAUUCAGCCAUGCGAGACUACCUACAGGCUUGCAAAAUGCAAAUGUCGAGGGAUAAUGCGGUCUCCAACCUUUCCUGGAAAUCCUUGUUUCGCCCGGCAAGCAUUCACUUAUGUGAGAGCUUGAUACAAAGUUCACGGUCUAGCUCGAAAGAUCUUGACUGGUCUAUCUACGAAGAGUACAUCGAAAGCCUCUCCACACUGUCACUGAAACCAUGUCUGCUAGCCACACUUCCGCUAUAUCACCCCACUCAUCCCAACCCCCGACCAUUUCUUGAGUUCGUGGAUACACUACCUCCUGGCCGAGUGGACUCGUUGGUAGAAAUGAAACGAGAAAGUUUUAUGCGCGCCGGCUUUGAUGCUCUUCAUCUUCUCGUGGAUCAGAACAAUCGACGGGAUGCUUUACACCUGGCACGUUUCUUGCAACAGCAGCUGCUCGAGAAAGCUGACUCGGAAAGUGUAUCCGGAACAAAUCAGCGCGCUUAUGCAGAGAGAGAAGAUUUACUGACAGAGCUUGACUUGGCAUUGGCUUGA
Molecule: messenger RNA, 1266 nt
Organism: Aspergillus alliaceus
Lineage: Eukaryota; Fungi; Ascomycota; Eurotiomycetes; Eurotiales; Aspergillaceae
Exons: 1
Coding region: 1-1266 (421 amino acids)
Source: RefSeq, a predicted model, not a curated record